This is a messenger RNA of Lactuca saligna, 921 nucleotides long. NCBI's taxonomy places the organism in Eukaryota, Viridiplantae, Streptophyta, Magnoliopsida, Asterales, Asteraceae. The record is from the annotation of a GenBank genome assembly.
AUGGAGAGGAGCAAUUGCUUUGGUUCUUCUUUGAUUCCAGAAAGGCCAGAUCGAAAGGUUAUUGAGAAGAACAGGAGGAACCAAAUGAAGUUCCUCUACUCUCAGCUCUUUUCCCUCCUCCCUGAAAAUCUCACCUUUAAGGGAUCUCCACAAAUGUCUGAUAGAGUAAACGAAGCUAUACGAUACAUUGAAACCCUGAAAGAAAACUUAGAGAAAACGAAGGACAAAAAAGAAAAGCACUAUAGCAGCAAUAGAUUAUUACAUGAACCGAAGGGAAGGGACAGCCAUCUGGCUUCCACUUCCCAAUCUUUUGAUAUCCAAAUCCAUGAAAUUAGUUCUGAUAUAGAUGUAGUUUUAAUCUUUGGAUUGAAAACUUAUUCUUGUUAUUGUGAUAUUAUUCGGACAAUUGAUCAAUACAGCACUGCCGUAGGAUACGCAAGUUUUUCUACUUCUGGACCUUCUACUUUCCAUGUACAUCAGAAAAAGAUUGAAGCAGCAGAGAUGUAUCGGAAGCUAAAUGAAUUGUUUGGAGGAUUCUCGAGAAAAGAAGUAGUGUUAGAUGUUCUUCCACCAUCAUGUAACGAAGAGGAAUCCAACCUAGAUUUAUGGGAUUUUGAAAUCUCCUCCGACAUAUGGUGUAGGAAUUCCUAACUACGUUGGACAUAUCCAUUAAAUGAGGAAUCUGUGAUUGGAAUCUAAUGAGUAAUAAACUUUUGUCGACUGAAUUAUGUUGUGUUUCAUGGGAGGUUAAUAAUGCUGACGCUUGUUUUGGCAAACUUCUAGAGUCCAAUUCAAUAAUGUUUCGCAUAUUUGUAAUUGUUCAUUACGAAUAUGUGAUUUUUUAGGGUCAUAUCCUAUAUAUGUAUUGCAGUAUAUUUGUCCUUUCAGUUGUAUUUACAGUGUAGAGAUGUUGAAGUGUAC